Messenger RNA from Adineta ricciae, 303 nucleotides. The record is from the annotation of a GenBank genome assembly. NCBI's taxonomy places the organism in Eukaryota, Metazoa, Rotifera, Eurotatoria, Adinetida, Adinetidae.
AUGUUAUCGAUUAAGCGACGCGCAUUACCUCUUGUACCGGCCUAUUCUAUUACAACUCAUAAAAGUCAGGGACAAACUUUAAACAAAGUUGUAAUUGAUUUAAAGUUACCAAAGGAUACAGAUGAUAUCGCUGCAGUCUAUGUUCCAUUGUCCAGAGUCAAACGUUCAAGUGAUUUAGUUAUUUUGCGACAUUUCGAUUACGAAGUCUUACUGAUUAAACCCAGUAAAUCUCAAGUCGCCGAAAUGCAAAGACUAGAUAAACUCUACAUCGAAGCACAGGUGCGUUUUUCAGAGUGGUUUUAA